Messenger RNA from Dipodomys spectabilis (banner-tailed kangaroo rat), 957 nucleotides. It is a transcript of the gene Hcar1, whose product is annotated as hydroxycarboxylic acid receptor 1. The annotation marks the transcript as partial. Gene Ontology annotation, molecular function: G protein-coupled receptor activity. Gene Ontology annotation, biological process: G protein-coupled receptor signaling pathway. The record is from RefSeq and is a predicted model, not a curated record. The transcript has a single exon. Gene Ontology annotation, cellular component: membrane. NCBI's taxonomy places the organism in Eukaryota, Metazoa, Chordata, Mammalia, Rodentia, Heteromyidae.
AUGGACAACGGGUCGUGCUGUCUCCUGGAGGGGGACCCCAUCUCUCAGAUCAUGCCGCCGCUGCUCAUUCUGACCUUCGUGCUGGGCGCCCUGGGCAAUGGGGUGGCCCUGUGCGGCUUCUGUUUCCACCUGAAGACGUGGAAAGCGAGCACCAUUUACCUGUUCAACCUGGCGGUGGCCGAUUUCCUCCUCCUCGUCUGCCUGCCCUUGAGGACGGAUUAUUACCUGCGCCGGCGCCACUGGGUGUUCGAGGACGUCUCCUGCCGCCUGGUGCUCUUCAUGCUGGCCACCAACAGAGCGGGGAGCAUCGUCUUCCUCACCGUGGUGGCCGUGGACAGGUACUUCCGCGUGGUCCACCCGCACCACAGGGUGAAUGGCAUGUCCACGCGGGCGGCGGCGGGCGCUGUGUGCGCGCUGUGGGCGCUGGUGGUGCUGGGCACCCUGAACCUGCUCACCGAGAGCCACCUGUGCGCGCAGCCCCACGCCACCUCGUGCAAGAGCUUCAUCAUGGAGUCGGCCAACGGCUGGCACGACAUCAUGUUCCAGCUGGAGUUCUUCCUGCCCCUGGCCGUCAUCGUCUUCUGCUCCCUGAGGAUGGUGUGGAGCCUGCGGCGCCGGCGGCUGGCCGGGCGCGGCCGGGCGCGCGUCGGCCGGGCCUCGCGCCUCAUCGUGGUGGUGGCCGCCGUGUUCGUCACCUGCUACCUGCCCAGCGUGCUGGCCAGGCUCUACUUCCUGUGGACCGUGUCCUCCAGCGCCUGCCACCCCUCGGUCCACGCGGCCCUCCACGUCACGCUCAGCUUCACCUACCUGAACAGCAUGCUGGAUCCCCUGGUGUAUUAUUUCUCCAGCCCUUCCUUCCCCAAAUUCUACACCAAGCUGGGAAUCUGCCGGUCGAGGCCCCCGCGGCCCGGGAACGCCGCCUCGCAGCCGCCCGGCCAGGCCGGCUCAGACCUGCGC